AGCAAAUUGCAUUUCAAGUCUUUUGGGUUUAUACAGCACAGAUAAAGGCGGCAGCGGCAGCAGCAGACCACCCUACCUUUUCCCCUCUCCACCUCCCGCAAGCAAACUCACGGCACCGCCCCCGCACCCACUGUCCUCUAGCUUCUUCCUCCCCGCUUUCAUGGCAGGAAAGGCUGAGGCGAUGAUGCCCAUAGGCCAUCCAGUUUGAUCCAUGCCAUCCUGGACCUCUAUACAUACUGCCUCAGCCCGGGCACUCGCGAUCUCUACUUCUCUACCGCCGCUGUGCCUGUGCUAGCUCCUCUCUCUGCUUCUGCUUUUGCCUCACUCAGCCUGCUGCAAGCUUUUGCUUUGGUUUAGGUGCUUCUUUUGCAUUCCUUUACUGUUCCCCCCCCACUUUCGCUCGCUUUGCCACGCACACGAAAAGCUCCUGCCUUUACCUUCUCGGACCUUAUCUCCGCCCCGUAGUGGGAUUUGGUGGGAGCUGCGCUGCAGCUGCUUGCCCCCUCGCGUUUCUUUGCUCAAUUGGGGGGGUCACAGCCCGCGGGUGUCGCGCGUGCUCGUGGGCGGAAUUCGGUGUUCUUGCUUGCGCGGUCCUCGUCCCCGUCCCCUUGGCGCGAUUGCGGUUGCGGACGCUCGCUGCAGAUCUUCGCGCGACUCCGGGAGCGCCGGAGAUGGACUGCGGGCCGCCCGACCAGCUGCCGCCGUCGUCGGCGCCGGCGUGCUUCCUCAACCUCAACUGGGACCAGUCCAUGGCCGCCGCCACGGCUGGCGACCACCUCGACCUGGUCUCCUCCCCGGCGUCCAACUCGACGGCGGCUGACGGCCUCGCUCUCCACGGGAUCUCGCCGCAGCCGCAGUACGGAGGCACUCCGCUCAGCUCGCCCCGCAAGCUGAACCUCUCCAUGAUGGGCCAGUUCCACCACUACCCGCCGAUGGGCCAUCUAGACCAGUUCCUCGCCGACCCAGGCUUCGCCGCGCGCGCGGCGAGGCUCUCCGGCUUCGACGGCCGCCCCGGUGGGAGUGGCUACGGCGGCGCCGUCCCGGGACAGUUUGGCCUCCCCGACGCCGGCCCCAUCGGCGGCGCAUUGAGGGAGCUGGAGCUCGGGAACGGCCGGGACGAGUCAUCGGUGUCCGAUCCGGCGUCCGCCAGCGCCGAGAUGGCGCUCAAGGCGCCUUCCGAUGGCAAUGCGAAGAAACGGAAGGCUAGCGGGAAGGGGAAAGGCAAGGACGGCCCCGGGUCCACCGCCGCCACCAAGGUACGCGCACAAUUGCGUUGCUCUGGUUCCCCAAUUCCCCCACCCCACGCGGCCACGCGGUUCAGGUCCGGGGCAAAAAGGUUUCACUCCGGGCGCGUUCCGCAGGAGGAGUCCAGUGGGAAACGGUGCAAAUCGGCGGAGGAGAGCAAUGGCGCGGAGGAGAACUCCGGCAAGGGUAAGGCCGCCGCGCAGAGCAACAGCGACAACGGUGGGAAGAAGCAGGGGAAGGACGGCGCGUCCAAGCCUCCGGAGCCGCCCAAGGACUACAUCCACGUCCGGGCGAGGCGCGGCGAGGCGACAGACAGCCACAGCCUCGCUGAGAGGGUGAGAAGGGAGAAGAUCAGCCAGCGGAUGAAGCUUCUGCAGGAUCUCGUCCCGGGCUGCAACAAGGUGGUCGGCAAGGCGGUGAUGCUGGAUGAAAUCAUAAACUACGUGCAGUCCUUGCAACGGCAAGUCGAGUUCCUGUCCAUGAAACUGGCCACCGUGAAUCCCCAGCUGGACUUCAACAACCUGCCUAACCUCCUUCCUAAAGAUAUGCACCAGUCCUGCGGCCCGCUGCAGAACUCGCAUUUCCCGCUGGAGACCUCAGGCGCGCCGCUGCCAUACCUCAACCAGGGGAACCCUCUAAUAGGCUGCGGCCUACCCAACGGCAUGGACAACAGCCAGAGCUCCAUGCACCCGCUCGACCCGGCGUUUUGCCGGCCGAUGAGCUCGCAGCAGCACCCUUUCCUCAACGGUGUCAGCGACGCAGCGUCCAAGGUCGGGACUUUCUGGCAAGAUGACCUUCAGAGCGUAGUCCACAUGGAUAUGGGGCAGCAGAGCCAGCAGGAGAUGGCUCCCACCUCCUCCAACAGCUACAACGACGGUUCGUUGCAAACAGUGCACAUGAAAAUGGAGCUUUGACGUAGCUAGCUGAAGAAGUCCAGCCCAAAGCUUCGACGCCUCCUCCCCCCCUGUAUAUACAGAACAGAGAGGGAGAGAGAGGAGGACCAGCCUGCAGCGGAAAAAAGCACUCUUGAGAUUCCCCACCCCACUGGUGUGAUGAUUCUUUGGACAGAGAUGUGAAAGAUCAAUCGCCACGCCGGCGGCCGGUCGAUCGCACCACCCCCGCCGCCUGUUGUUAGCCGCAAGAUCGCCGGCGACCAAACGCGGUGCAUCGCAUCCCCCGGUAUAUUCUCAGAUCAGACCUGAAUUCGUCUUCCUCUCAAGCGAGAGGGGGAAAAAAAGACCUGUAAUAUCAUUUGUAUCGCCAUUAUAUUUGUAGCUGAUUAUAUAUAAAUAUAUAAAAUAUCAUCCCUCGUAUUCCUGUCA
Molecule: messenger RNA, 2567 nt
Organism: Zea mays
Lineage: Eukaryota; Viridiplantae; Streptophyta; Magnoliopsida; Poales; Poaceae
Exons: 7
Coding region: 672-2159 (495 amino acids)
Biological process (GO): regulation of DNA-templated transcription
Cellular component (GO): nucleus
Molecular function (GO): protein dimerization activity; DNA-binding transcription factor activity
Source: RefSeq, a predicted model, not a curated record